This is a messenger RNA of Cinara cedri, 6221 nucleotides long. NCBI's taxonomy places the organism in Eukaryota, Metazoa, Arthropoda, Insecta, Hemiptera, Aphididae. The record is from the annotation of a GenBank genome assembly.
AAAUAUCAAAUAGACCUGGUUUAUCAAACAUUUCGUACGGGUAUGUGUGUUUUGCUUCCCAAAUUUUACGCGGUUAUGUGGUUUGGCAUUUACAGUUUCUUAACGGAAUUUUCAACCGUGUCGACUUACUUCUUGUUUCUAGUUUCUAUGGUGAACUGUUCGAGACUAUCUAAACACUCGUAAGUAAUAUUAAUUAAAAUUUUUUUUAUUAAUACAAUAUUUUCAAUGCGUUAAAACAAUGUAAUACAUGUGUCCAACAAGUGUUUUGUUCGUUUCACUAAAUCUGUGUUUGGUAGAAAACACUUUUCAAAGAUAGCAUGUUCUGUCGUGUUCGCCUUUUCCGACUUGCCGUCAUUAGUUUUUCGUCAUUAUCGUUUUUCUUAUUAUAGUGAUAGUGUUAGUGCCUACAGAAGUUUCGUUUCUCUACUAGUUUUGUUUUGGGUUUAGUGAUACCAAGUAAUCCGGUGUACUUGCCUGUACAUAGUAAAUACUUUUACACAAUAAUAAUACAUACCUACAUAGAACCGUAAUGUAAAACUCUAAUAAGUAGUUACAAAAUAUUAAAUUUAACGAGUAAAAUAAUUAUCCAAAUGAAAAGUAAUGUGGUAUCUACCUAUUUAAAUGAAUAGUAUUUGUUUAUAUUUUUAAUGACUUACCUUAUAAAUAAAUAAAUAAAUAAAUAGGUAUUUAUGUAUCUUAAAAAAGGGGACUUUCUUCAUUCUUACCUGUGACAACCAAAUUGAACCCUAACAACUAGUUUAUUUAACAUCUUGCACAUAUUGUAAGAUAUACAGCACCGUUGCAAAAAUGCUGAAUAAUACACACUAAACAUUGGCUUUGUAUUAUUAAAAUAACUUAAUAUGGAAAACUGUGGAUAACUAUAAUUUAAUAUAUUUAUUAAAUUAUGAAAAAAAAAAUCCUUUUUAAGUUAAGAUAUUGCAGCCAUAUCCUUUAAUUUUUAUUUAUUUUUAAAUUUAUCUAUUUUUUCUGUUACAUUUUUUAUUUUAUUUUACAUAAAUUAUAGAAUCAAUUAAGAACUUGAUAUUUUUUCUUACCUACCUUAUACUUUGAGUGGUCUGGCAGCCUUUUCUUUUACAUCUUAUUGUUUUUUUUUUUUUUUUUUUGUAAUGUAUAAAUGACAUCACUAACUCAUUUAUGAUUUGUAAUAUUAUCAUUAUUUACUUAAAGGUUUUUACCGUUUAAAAGAUUAGUAACUAAAUUUUUACUUUGAAUUUGAGUAUAAUAUUAUUUUGCUAAUAUUUUAGACAAUUUUUUUAAAACACUUGUUAUCCUUAUUAAUUUUAGUAAUUAAAUAAAUGAUAUAAUAUGCAUUAAAAGCUGAACUAGUAUCAUAUUUAUAAUUUAAACCAUAGGGAUUUUGGUUAUAUAUCUGUUGUAGUUGUUUUAUUUUUUUUUUAAACAAUCAAUAACAGUAUUGACAUAUUUGUAUUCAUCGCAGUUACCAUGCCAUGCCAAUAGAGUGCUUACAGUGACAGAACAAUUUAGUGUAGUUGCAAUAUUUUCAGUAGUGUGCAUUUGUUAGAUUUUUUUUUCUCAUCAAUAACCAAGAAAUCUUAGGGAUCAACAAAAAUUUAAUUUUCAUAUCAUAAUAUCAAAUUUUUUUUUUUAAAAAUGUUUAAUACGUAUUAAAAAAUAUUUUAGUUAUUGUUUUGCAUAUAAUAUAUACCAAUGCGAAAUUGGUUUAUACUUCAAAUGUUGUGAGUCUUGUAUUAAUAAUUGAGAAACUUUUUUUUUGAAAUCAUUUUACUUAGAAUUUGGAAUUAACGUUAAGAGCCAGCCUUGAACCCAAUAUAUUAACUCCAACAUUAACCAGUUUAAGUUUGAUUCUUGCAAUAAAAAAGUCAAAUUAUCAAAUAACACCAAAUACAUAUAUUUUGUUUGGCCAGCAUCUCAUAAUUUUACUUUUGCUUUUCUCUUUUUUCGUCAAGAUGCAAUUGGUUAAGAAGUUUCGUAUUCACAGACUUUGAAAAAAUUAUAUUAUUCACAAAUGCUGUUUGGUUCUCUGUGUCAAAACUUAACAUUAACUUAAAAAUAUUCUAUAAUGCUAAAAUGAUUAACUAAUUGUAUAGUGACCUAAUAAAAUACCAAACAGUUCAAAUUUUGAUGUUUCAAUGACAUGGUUAUGUUAUUGAGUAGGUAACGAAUAAUUAUUAAAAUCUUGUAUAUUUUUGGGAAAAUUGGAAAGUACAAAUUAUUUUUGAUUACAAUGUUUUUUCUAUUGAAGUCAGAAUAAGGUGAUCUGGCUUAGUUAUAGUUACAAAUGUUCAAACGUAAAGUGUUUUGAGACUGCUCACUCGGACAAUUUUAAAAUAACCCACGAUUUGUUGUGCAAAACCACAUCAGGUAGGUAAUAGGGAAAAGUGUAAAAACAUUUUGGAUGCACCUAGAGACCUGGCAAAGUAGCUUGCGUAGUACAGCAUAACACUUCGCGUUUGUAACUUCAAAACUAAGCCAGAUAGCCUUAUUCCUACUUCAAUAAAAAAACGUCUAUUUUUGAUCACAUUUCGAAUGAAUUUAAAAAAUGCUAUUUUUGAAGGUUUAUGUACAAAAACUAUUAAAGUAAGUAUGAUUUGUAAGUUUUGAUUAUACCAUUGGAUUAAGCAUUAAAAAACACAUUUUGAAGAAAAAAAAUUUCAAAAAUUUGUGUGAGCACUAAACUAGAAUUAUACCAAAUAAUAUUGUGAGUAGUUCUUUAUUGCAGUUAAUUUAUUUAAUAUAAACACAUAUAAUACAUAGUAAAUAUUGACUAUAAAAUUAAUUGUUAUAACUACUAAUUAACUUAAUUAUUAUUUUCAGGUAAAUAUGGGCUUAGAUCGUAAAAGAAAGUCUAUUGGUAAUCUACCAAAAGCAGAGAAAAAGAGGAAAAGCAUAAAAGAAAAAACGCCACCACCAAUUUUAUCAUCAUCAUCAUCAUCAUCAUCAUCUGAAGAUUCUGAUGACCAGUCGGAUCACAAUAACGGAAUAAUUAAUGAAGUUAAAAGUGAAAAUCCAGUUAUCAAUAGAUGGCCUCAGAACGAUGUUCAGAAGUUGUUGUCUCAAAUAGAGAUGGUGCUUCCCAAAAAUGACAAUACAACAUUUCGAAGUCGAUUACCAAAAAUUGACUGGGAAAAGAUACAGUUUGAUAAUUAUAGUAAGGAAGAAUGUCAAUCUACUUGGUUAGCAAUUCAAGAUCAGCUUAAAACAUUUAAAACUUUAGGGGAUCUUGUUCAUGAUGCUAAAAAUUUAUUAGCCACUAAAGGCAUUGAUACUUAUCAAUCCAAACAAAAUCGUGUACAAAAACCAAGAACUGCAUAUAUGUUAUUUUAUAUGGACAUUCUACAAAAGUGUAAGAAAAAACACCCAAGUUUAAAAUUGCCACAGCUUACACAAAUCAUUGCUGAAAAGUACAAUAAAUUAUCACCUGAAAAAAAACAGUUAUAUACUGAUAAAGCACAAAAAUUAAAGGCUGAAUAUAUUGAGCUGGUUAGUAAAACUAAUUCAGGAUUCCAACCUAACAAGGCAGUUAAACCAAAAUCACCAUUUCAGAUAUUUAUUGAAUCUAAAUCAUCAGGUAUGGAUGUCCAGAUCGAUAAAGCCAACCUUCAAAAACAUUUCAAAGAAAAAUGGGAUAACAUGACAGAAAAAAAAAAAUCAAAAUGGAUUAAGUUAGCUAAAGAACGAGAAGAGACAUAUGUAACCAAUUUAAUGGAGGACCACAAAAAUGAUCCUGCUUUCAACAUGCCAACGAAAAGUGCUUUAACAAAAAGUGAUAGAGAACUUUUAGAUUCCCAAUUAGGUAAACCGAAAAAACCUCCUGUUAAUAAUUACAGUCUUUUCUCUAUAGAAAUGCUAAAAAGUGAUUUGUUUACUGGUGUUCCACCAAAGGAAAAAAUGGCAUUGAUAGCAAAUAAAUGGAAAUCAUUUUCUAACGAAGAAAAACAAAGUUAUACAGACAGGUUAAAAGUAAUUACUGAGCAAUAUAAAGUUGAUUAUGAUGCAUUCCUACAAAAAUUACCAGAAGGUGAAAAACAAAUUGAGUUAGCUAAAACCAAAACAAAACCUAAAAAAGUAGAACCAAAAGUCGUACCAAGAAUUAAUGCUAGAGAGGGAAUCACAGAAAAACCUAAAAAGAAGGCAGCUUCAAAAUAUAAUUCAAAAACAAAGCUAUUCUUAAAUGAACCAAUACCUGUACCUUUUAAAAAUUCAUUUGAGCUGUAUAAGAGUAAAGUGGGACCAAAUGAAAAACAUCCAAUUAAAAGUUUAGAAGAGUGGACAAAAAAAUCUGGAAAAAAACAAAUAUUAUUUGACAAUGAACUUAAAGCUCUUAAAAAAGGAUAUAUGAAUAAUUUGAAAAUAUUUUUAAAAUCUCUAUCUGAAGAGGAUUUAAAAUUAUAUCUUAAAUUAAGAAAACCUGAAUUAGUUACUGGGGACAUAUCUGAUGAUAAGUCAAGUGCAUCAGAAAAAGAAGCAGAUUCUUCAUCUGGAGAAGAAGACAAUGAUGAUAAUGAUAAUGAUGAUGAUGAUGAUGAUGAUGACGACGACGAAUAAAUUGAUGAUGAUAAAUUUUAAAUUUUAAAUAGAGAUAAUAAAUAAUAAAUUCAAUGAAAUUAAAUACAUUUUAAAUAAUUUUUAUAUUUUUUGCAUUUUACAAUUUGUUUAGAAUCAAACAUAAUUUUUAAUCUUUAUAUGCUGAAUCAAGUAAUAAUAAAAUCCAACCAAACAAAUUAAAAUUACCAUACAGUCUGAAAAAAAUACAUAACAACAUGAAUUAUUGUAUAUCUACUUAUAUUAAUUUUUUAUAAGUGAAAAUGUAUUGUGCAAACUAAUUUUUUUAUUAAAAUUUUGUUCAACAAAUAUUUGAACAGUUUGUAUUUAUAAGAAUUUAAUACUUUCUUUUUCAUAAUUAAUAUCAAUUAAAUAAUGUUAAUUUAGUGUUUAAUGGAUUUAAUUGUUGUUAUAUUUUAUUUAAAUGGACUAAUAGUUGUAACUGGUAAUAAACAAAUACAAUACAAAUAUACUAUAUAUAUUUUUUUAUCUACACUUAGUAUUCAAUAAAUUAAUGAAUUCGAUAAAUAUUUAUAGAAAUGAUUGCUAUGUAUUAUGUAUUCAUAAAAUUAAAUGUAAAAACCAUUUCAUAACAAAAAAGUGAUGUUAAAAAUAAAAAGAAUAUCUUCAAAAACUUUUUAAUGGUUGUAUUGUAUGUAAUUUUUAUAGUAAUAAAUUGUAAGUUUUGUUAUGGGCACUUAAGUUUUGUAAUAAUUAUCAAUUAUUUGUAUUUAUAGUUAGGCUACUAAUUUAUGAGUUUAUGACCAAACAUUUUUUUUUUUUUUUUAGAUCAGUUAAGUUUAUCUUUAUAUUAUUUUUUAAUAUUAUUGCACAUGUUGACAUUAAACUUAAUACAUUACUUGAAUUUUUUAUAUUUUUGGUCUACACAUUCAAUUAAAAACAAAUGCAAAAUAUUAGGAUAACUAAUCAAUAUUAGUUUUUAUGUUUAUUUUAUUUAUUUUUGUCUAAGCAGCUCACAUUAAGUAUGUUCAAAAAACAUUGCAUUUUUAUGACUACCAUGUCUUAUUUUAAAAUGCAAACAUAUGUAUUAAAUCUAUUGAUAUUUUUAUUUUAAAUGCUAUAAAUUAUCCAUGUCCACAUAUCCAAAGACUAACAAUAAUGAAUUAACUGUUCAGUCGUCCUGAUUCUUGACAACAAAUUAUUUCAGAACUAUGCGAAUUUGCUCGACAAUGAGUGUAGCAGAGAAGAAAAUAGUUGGGAUGAAGGUGAAGAAGUUGUUCAUUAUUAAUGUGCACAAACCGUCAGUUUAUUGAAAUUGAAGUAUAUUUUAAAAAUUCUGUACAUAAAUUUCAAUUUAAACAAAAAGUGAAAAUUUGGAAUUUUUACAAUGUGUGACCUACAUAAAAUAUAGGUACAUUUCAUAUAUUAUACGGUUGUUCUUUCAUUAUAGAUAAUUGAAUAAAAUUCAGUCACUAACAUAGGUAUUCAAAUAAAUCGCACAACUAGUUUAACAUGAUCAACACAGCUGAAAUGAUUGUGUAAAUUAUUAAUAUUAUUAGUAUUAAUAAUCUAUAUUCCUAUUCCUACCAGAUAUAAUUUCAAUAAAAUGCCAGGUGCCCUCACAAAAAUGUUGAAAAUCUGUUACUCAUUCCCAUACAGUACAAUUUAUAUUUUUAACAUUCGAAAUACCAAGCAUAUAAACCUUAAAGUAGGUA